GAUCCUCGUACACGCUUCAUCGCGUUGCUGGGAGCCUUCAAAGAGGGCGCGAACACGGAACCUGUGCCUGCCAUCCUGCUGGCAGAGAAGACGCACUUUGUUGAGGACAGGCUGCCGAAGCUCUCCAAUUCCUUCAGCGAGCUCAAGUCUCUGGGCGACAAUGACAUCUACCGCUGGCUGCUUGGCUGGAACGAUGAACAGCAAGAUCGUCCUGCUGAUGUCAAACUGACGCUCAUCUCGCCCGCUACGGAGACGCACAUCCGCAAAUACUCGCCACAGAAGCUCAAGGUCAUCGUCGAAACGCCAGAGAUGUAUCGGCAAGUCGUGUUGCCAUACAUCCAGAGCUUUCCUCCAGAAAGGAUUCAGUGGGUCUACAAUAUCUUGGAUCACAUCACCGAGAGCGAUACCAUCGUCUACGAGGAUGCAUCUGACGAGCAAGGAUUCGUCAUCGUGCCCGACUUAAAAUGGGACAAGACGACCAUCAGCUCGCUAUACUUGCAAUGUAUCACCCGCAACAGAUCCCUGAGAAGCUUACGAGACCUCAGACCUGCGCACCUGCCGAUGCUCACCCAGAUCUUGUCUCACGGUCAGCGCAUCGCGCGAGAAAAGUACGGCGUACCCCAUGGCGAGAUUAGAAUGUUUGUUCAUUAUCAGCCGUCGUACUAUCAUUUCCACGUUCAUAUCGUCCACCUCAGCUCGCAAGUAGCACAGGGCGGAACUGCGCAACUGCAUCUGCUAGAAGAUGUCAUCGACAACCUCAGAUUGCAUGGCGAUAAAGAAUAUUACCAAAACAGAACGCUCACUUAUCUGCUUGGUGAGCAACACGGCCUAUUUGCAGACCUCUACGCUCGCAACGCAUCGUAG
Mixia osmundae IAM 14324 is the source of this 864-nucleotide messenger RNA. RefSeq lists its product as uncharacterized. The record is from RefSeq and is a predicted model, not a curated record. The transcript has 2 exons. Gene Ontology annotation, biological process: deadenylation-dependent decapping of nuclear-transcribed mRNA. Gene Ontology annotation, cellular component: nucleus; P-body. Lineage: Eukaryota; Fungi; Basidiomycota; Mixiomycetes; Mixiales; Mixiaceae. The annotation marks the transcript as partial. Gene Ontology annotation, molecular function: hydrolase activity; RNA 7-methylguanosine cap binding.